AUGAACCCUCUCUGGCGCAUAGCUACCAAACGAUCUAUCGGUUGCCUGCCGACGAAAGCAGCACGUUCGCAUCAUGGCUGCCUCACAUCUCUACGACAGAGCAAUGGGUUCGGCACCGCUACAGGUUCUCUGAGCAGGAGACGCAUCCGGGGAUUCUCCACGUCCCCAGCCUCCAGGAUCUCAGGGGCCGAUGCUAAAACUCAUCUGCUGAAGAAGCAGGAGGGCGAAGAAGGUGCGCCAUAUGGAAGGACCGCCCAGCGCUACGCCGACGACCGGCCUUGGCACCGGGAGAGCAACGUGACACAGCCCGAGUCGGAUUCCCGGGACCCUGCAUUGGGGAACAGAGAGAUAGGACGUCUGUUGACGACGCCCACUAGGCUGCUCAAGCUGAUCCUUCCGCUGCCCUUCCACGCCGAUCAAGAAUACCUCGACCCCGAAACGAAGCAAGAGCCGCCGUCCUCCAGAGAGACGGUCGAGCCUCUGGCGCUUCUGGUCCACCCGCAGCAGCCCCUCUCAUACGUGGAGAGGCUGAUCCAGGCCGAGGUGCCUCCGCUGCGCGUCAACGGCAACGAGAAGCUGCCGCGGGUGUCCUUCCGGGCCGAGGCUGACGAGAGGGAGCCGCACGAGCGGGGGAAGAAGGACCGGAGCCAGGGCGACAACGUAGCGUCUUACUCCGGGCUGGGCCGCGAGGGCCCGCACAACCACGACUCCCGGUGGGUGCGUUGGAGCGGCAGCACCGAGGUAGGGGACUUCAUCCGGGACGCGGCGCGGGGCCGCGAGUUCCAGGUGGAGAUCGAAGGCCUCAGGGGCGCAGAGGGCGCGAGCGGGGUGCGGGUGUCGGUCCCCAGCUUCAGCGACAGGACCUACUACAUGCGGGCUCGACUACGGGCCAAGUCGCGGAGGAUAGACAACAUGGCCAAAGUCAAGAGCGAGUGCGACCUCUUGGCGCACAGGAGCGCGCACAGGCUGGCGCAGGGCGGGUUUGUCGCGCUGAGCGCCUGGUGGGCCGUCGUCUACUACGUGACCUUCCACACGGACAUGGGGUGGGACCUGGUCGAGCCGGUCACAUACCUGGCGGGUCUGACGACCAUCAUGGGGGGCUACCUCUGGUUCCUGUACAUGAGCAAGGACCUCAGCUACAAAGCAGCCAUGAACAUGACGGUGUCCCGGCGGCAGAACGCCCUCUACCAGGAGAGGGGGUUCGACCACAAGGCGUGGGAGCACCUGGUCGACGACGCCAACAUGCUGCGCAUGGAGAUCCGCAACAUUGCGGCCGAGUACGACGCCGAGUGGGACGAGGUCAAGGACCUGGGAGGGGAAGAGGUGAAGGAGACGCUGGAGAGUGAAAAGGCCGGUAAUGGGGAUGACGACGACCGGGGUCAGCAGGAUGCCAAGAAGGGCGGCAAUGGUUCCAAGAAGGCCAAGUCGAGCGGAUCGGAACCGUUGUUGGAGAAGGCUGACGAAUAA
Geosmithia morbida is the source of this 1467-nucleotide messenger RNA. RefSeq names its product calcium uniporter protein, mitochondrial. The transcript has 2 exons. Gene Ontology annotation, molecular function: calcium channel activity; uniporter activity. Gene Ontology annotation, biological process: calcium import into the mitochondrion; mitochondrial calcium ion homeostasis. The record is from RefSeq and is a predicted model, not a curated record. NCBI's taxonomy places the organism in Eukaryota, Fungi, Ascomycota, Sordariomycetes, Hypocreales, Bionectriaceae. The coding region runs from base 1 to 1467 and encodes 488 amino acids. Gene Ontology annotation, cellular component: mitochondrial inner membrane; uniplex complex.